AUGAUACGCUUCUGUAGGGUCGACGAAAAGAGCGUUCUCUACCUUCGUUCGCCGAGAGAUGCACCUGAGAUCCUCCUGGGGCAGUUCCCGUUCUGCACUUAUGUUUUUGAGUUGCUUGUGAUCUUGACGAUGCUUCUGCAUUUCCUCUCUGGUUAUAUCAGUUUCAAAGGUCAACGCUGGAAACGGAGGUACUUUCGACUCAAGCCUAGAAGGCUCUACUAUGCCAAGGAUAGCAAGUCAGUGAUCUACGAGGAGAUUGCGCUGGUCGGCGUUUCGGUUGCCGAGUGUUCCACCCGCCACGGCGCCUCCGGUCUAUCGCUCAACAGCUCGCCGCACGCUUUCACACUCAUCACACCCUUGCGGCAAUUGGUGCUGUGUGCGGAUUCCAGAAAGCACAUGGAUGAGUGGAUGAGUGCCCUAAAGGGCGUUUCGAACAAAGACUUCAUCGAGGGACCGCCACAGAACGCACCACCGCCAACGCCGCCUCAAGGUGCAUGCAUCGACGAUAAUGCGGCCGAGCAGCAGCCACGACUACCGCAACUUGAAGAUCUCAAGCUCCAGGGACAACACAGCUGGUAUGUUGCGUCGCAUGCCAGGCCAACUUACUGUAACGUCUGUCGUGAAGCACUCUCUGGAGUUACUUUCCAUGGACUUUCGUGCGAAGUGUGCAAGUUCAGGGCGCACAAGAGAUGCGCCGCCGAGUCACCUAAUAACUGCAAGUGGACAACGUUGGCAUCGGUGGGCUCAGAGGUGCUCGAAGACGAUGAAGGCAAUCCGACAAUGCCGCAUCAAUGGGUGGAGGGCAACCUGCCCGUCAGCUCCAAAUGUUGGGCCUGUGAGAAAGCCUGCGGGAGCGUCCUACGCUUGCUCGACUGGCGAUGUCUCUGGUGUCGAGCGACAGUUCAUACCGCUUGCAAACCAAUUUUCAGCGUGCAGUGUCCUCUGGGAGUGUGUUGGGUGUCCGUAGUUCCACCGAUCUGCUUGCAACCAGCUUCGGCGGGUUCGAGCGCCGGACUCGAUUGGUGGCGGGGAUGUAAACCUCCCGGAUGUUCCCCUCUACUUGUUUUCGUGAACUCCAAGUCUGGGGAUAAUCAGGGUGUGAAAUUCCUCCGCCGCCUGAGACAGCUGCUGAACCCCGCGCAAGUCUUCGACCUGAUGGCACCGAAUGGAGGGCCCCUCUUGGGCUUGCAGCUGUUCAGUUCAUUUCAAACGUUCCGAAUACUUGUCUGCGGGGGAGACGGUUCUGUGAGCUGGGUGCUUAGUGAGAUAGAUCGGCUGAGGCUUCAUAAACAAUGCCAAAUCGGUGUCCUGCCUCUGGGUACCGGAAACGACCUGGCCCGUGUACUGGGCUGGGGAUCAGUUUGUGAUGACGAUAACCAAUUACCGCAGCUACUUGAAAAAUACGAACGAGCAACGACCAAACUCCUCGAUCGAUGGAGUAUCCUCACGUACGAAGGUCCUCUGCCAAUGCCGAGAAAACUGUCUCAACCCUACCCGACGGAAGCGAGGGGAAAGUCAGAGCCUGCGCCAGAUGCGGCAGUUGGGAAACGGGACCAAUCAAUGUCACGGUUGGAAGACUCGGUAGUCGAUCAUCUGUCGAAAAUUCUCGAGUCCGAUCAACAUUGUGUUGUGAUAUCAUCUGCGCGCAUUUUAUGCGAAACAGUUCGCGAUUUCAUUCUAAAGGUGCAGUCGAAGACCGAGAGCAAGGAGAUUGAGGACAAGUGCUCUGUUUUGAACGAGAAACUCGAUAGUCUUCUGAAAUCCCUUCAUGAAGAAGAACAAGCGGAGACAUCAUUGGUCGCUACAAGCGGCGGCUCGCCUAAUCAUAAGCCGGAACAAGCAGAACAACAGAGGAUAAGAGAGCCGUCGCCCUCGGGUCGACAAAACCCCACACAACCGCAGCAGCAGCAGCUAUUGCAGCCACAACAGUACAACAGUAGUAAUAAUUCCGCAGUCGUACAUCACCCUAGGAACAAGUCCGCCAUCCUACAGAGAGGAGCGCUCAUGUGCAGAGCCAACAGCUUGAAAAAAGCUCUGCGGCAAAUUAUCGAGCACACCGAGCGAGCUGUCGAUGAACAGAACGCAUUGCCCGGUGAUUGGAGAGUUCCGAACUCUUGCGCGUCUCGUCGAGAGUCCAGUAGUAACUCCUCAUCGGCUAACAAAUCCCCAAAACAUCGAGGGUAUUCCUCACCUUGCGAAGAGGCGUCCUCGACGAGCGUGGGUACUUCUGGAAGACCUCACUCUCUGCCGAUACUUGAGACAACCCCCGAUUCUCCUCAAACUACUUACGCGUCCGGGUCGGAAAAUAUGACGAACGCAGAUUUUGCCGAGAAGUCUCUCCUGCAGCUGAACUCACCCACGGCUUCGCGGCGCAUCUCGAGUGGGUCAACAUUGAAACACAUCGGUAACUUCGGUCUACAGUUGGCGGUGACUCCUUCGUUCGGAGGUGGUAGUAGCAGUCCCGGCGGACUACUUUCAGGGGGCGCUCGUUCGCCGGAAGAUGUCGAUAGGCGAAUGUUCCCCAUUAUCAAUCCGUUGGCGUCUCUUCCCGCAUGGCCCAACCUCGCCGGCGAAAGUAGCCUUGUUGGCAAGGCGCUUCUAGCCAACGCAGACGCCCUCUGCGCCGCGGCCUCUCCACUCAUGGAUAUUGAUGAUAUGAAUAUGGACUGUUUCCAAGAGAAGUGCGUCAUGAACAACUACUUCGGAAUUGGAUUGGAUGCCAAAAUCGCUUUAGAGUUUCAUAACAAACGGGAGGAACAUCCCGAAAAAUGUCGGUCACGCACCAAGAACCUUAUGUGGUAUGGAGUGUUGGGAGGCCGAGAACUAUUGAACAAAACUUAUAAGAAUCUGGAACAGCGCGUUCACUUGGAAUGCGAUGGCCACCGUAUCGCGUUGCCUUCAUUACAAGGUAUCGUCGUUCUCAAUAUCCCAUCGUAUGGCGGCGGAUCGAAUUUUUGGGGCGGAAGCAAAGAGGACGAUGUGUUUUUCGCGCCAGCCAUGGAUGACAAGAUACUCGAAGUGGUGGCGGUGUUCGGCACGGUGCAAAUGGCGGCUUCGCGAGUGAUAAAUCUCCAACAUCAUCGGAUAGCUCAAUGUCGCUCAGUCAGAAUCACCAUAACUGGAUCCGAAGGAGUUCCAGUCCAGGUCGACGGUGAAGCUUGGCUUCAACCUCCCGGGUGUGUUUGCAUUCAGCAUAAGAACCGAACCCAAAUAUUGUGCCGGAACCGCCAGUUCGAAUCCUCGCUGAAGAGUUGGAACGAAAAGCAACGUCGGCCGUCUUCCGGUGAGCUUCUCGUUGUUCGAUGGGACUCGUUCUUUAAUGGUUCCGCACACUCGAACAAUCGCGGACCUCUCUCGGAAGAGGAAGCCCAACACUUGUCCACGUUCAUAGACGCCGCUUCACAACUGGUUCAAGUGAUUCAAACCAUGUCCGAGAGCAACCCGGUCGUGGACAACGAAUUGUGGCUUGCCGCCUCUCAAACAAAUUCUCUUAUUGAACGCUUUUUCCCAAAUGGCCUUCAACCUUACGCCGGCGGGAGCAGCAGAGACAACGAACCUCCACAACGUCAACAUUUCGGCGAAUUGAUAAGCUCAGCCAAACAACUUCAACUGGAGACGAAAAUUUUCAUCGGGGAAAAAAUUGACAACGUGUCUCGUAUGACUUCGGAACAAGAGGACGCGCUCGUGAGCGCCAGUGUGAGGUUGGAGAGCGAACUGAAACGCUGUCUCACUAUUCGGACCUUGGCGCUAUUCUACGACGUCGAGCAACUAUCAGUGGCCGAUGAGAGCGCUCUAUGUUCAUCACGGAAUACAUCGAAAUGUCGUCUCCCCAUGUUCCGUUUCAAAUUGCGUGCCCUCAAAGCGAGCUGUCUCGCACAUUCCGAGACGGUUCCGCUUGCAAAGUUGGAUCGUACCCUGGAGAAAACGCUGGUUCGGUCCGCUCCGGUUUCGCCGGAACGACCCAUACCACUGACGUCUCCAGUCGUUGGGCCCGUAUCAGAAUGGAGUUCUCGGGAGGUUCUCCAUUGGUUGGAGCACUCACUCCAUCUAUCCGAGUACAGAGAAGCUUUUGUUAGACACGAUAUCCAGGGAGCAGAGCUUGUCAACCUCGAACGCAGAGAUCUGGAACAACUAGGAGUAGCGAAGGUGGGCCACGCCAAGAGGAUACUCCGUGCGAUUCACGAUCUCAUUCGAGAAUCAUCUCGACCGUAA
Molecule: messenger RNA, 4212 nt
Organism: Galendromus occidentalis (western predatory mite)
Lineage: Eukaryota; Metazoa; Arthropoda; Arachnida; Mesostigmata; Phytoseiidae
Product: diacylglycerol kinase eta
Exons: 25
Coding region: 1-4212 (1403 amino acids)
Biological process (GO): phospholipase C-activating G protein-coupled receptor signaling pathway
Cellular component (GO): plasma membrane
Molecular function (GO): ATP-dependent diacylglycerol kinase activity; protein binding
Source: RefSeq, a predicted model, not a curated record